Paramisgurnus dabryanus is the source of this 1439-nucleotide messenger RNA. NCBI's taxonomy places the organism in Eukaryota, Metazoa, Chordata, Actinopteri, Cypriniformes, Cobitidae. The record is from RefSeq and is a predicted model, not a curated record.
GCUGCUGUAAACGGCGACGGCACUAUAAAGUCUUUCACGCAAGUUGUAAUGUUGCGUACCACAAUCACAAGCCACUCCAAUGGAUGAUGUUACUUUAUCUAAGAGACAAAAAUAUAUUCAUUGAGUUAUUGCGUUAUGAGCGUAACUGUCUGUCAGUGAUUUAAAUCUUUGGAUACGUGGGAGUAAACGAUGAUUUUAACGCACAGUGAUUUCUUCUGAGGAUUCGUUUCUCUCACACUCUCUCUCGUCUAUACACACCUUUCAUUUAGAGGAACCUCGGGCUGCGUUUAUCUCGUUCUCAUCACUUUUGGCCGGCUUGUCCAGUUUCAAUAAUGACGGAGAAAACUGCGCCCUGGUGGAGGUCCUUCGUGGGCAAGAGAAGAAAAGCGGCCAGAGAAUCGGCAGCGAUACUGGAACAGGACCUCCGCAAUCCGACAGUGGCGGGGUCCACACAGCACCCUACCGACCAGGACCAACGGAUCAAUUCACAUUCGAAAGAAGGAGGAAACUGCAUACCAAGUGAUGAAACAUACGACGACUCCGCCGUUCAGCCAACUUUCAGCGAGAGCUCAAACCGCCGCGUGCUCAGCGUGUCCCGUUCGGGUCGCUUCAAAGAGAAGCGGAGGACGCGCGUGAGUCUGCCGCAGAACAGUGACGAUGGGACACCUGCAGGACCCAAAACAACCGACAGCCAAUCAAAGCGCUGAUUACACCGGACAACAACAAACGGGAUUUUUAUCCGAUGGUAGAGCUAGAACACUAUGAAACGGAACUAGCUCAAAAUGAAGUCGAUAAUUUUGCCUGAUGAAUGCACUUAUUUAAUUUUGGGGAAUAGCUUUUUGGUAAGAGUAAUGAGUUGGGAGCUCAUGAUAUGAACAUGGUUCAAUUAACUACCCAAAAGCUGGACAUUCUUGAAUUUCAUUCUUGAAUAUUUUUUGUGAAGGAGACAAGUUUUGUCAUGUACAUUAUUUGCACUGUACACGUUUAUGUUUGUUUUGUGGUGUUACAUGCACUGUUUUAUGAAGGACUUUUAAAUUAGAAGGAUUUUGCUGGUUGCAUUUGCAAGCACAGCCUGAUUCUUAAUAGUUUUGAUGAUACAGAACAUUUAUAAAAAGUUAGGGAAGUGGUCCUAUCUGUCCAUCAGUCAUCAUAACAAAAAAAAAAGGUCAACAUACACAUGCCAUGAUGGGCAUACAUCAGAAGGGAAAUCAGAUACACGCCAUUGCCUAUUGUGUAUUCAGUUUUAUAGACUGCAAGACAAUAUCACUGAUACUGUCGAAUUGCACAACAGCAAUAAUAUUUGUGCUUAUCAGACAAACCAAAAAUUUUGACUGUAAUUUCAUAUGAAUUAAAAAUGUAAGUGAGUGUACAUAUGGAACAAAUGGGUAAAAGAGUAAUAUAACUAAAUGAAAAGCUUUUUGUGUACUUAGCAAACAGUG